AUGAGCGAAGAAGCAGGAUCCGGCGCCUCGGAUCCUCUUCAUGUCAUUAUCAUCGGCGCCGGCCUCGCAGGCCUGGCCACGGCCCUCUCUACCAAGCUCGCUAACCCCUCCCACCGCGUCACGAUCCUCGAAGCCGUCAAGGAACUCCAGGAAGUCGGUGUAAGUUGUUCGGUCGCCCUUCCCUUCAACCACUUACCCCCUCCAUCGAGUCUCCUCCGCUCACAAUCGCUGUCGCAGGCUGGCCUCCAACUCACACCCAACGCAACCCGCCUCCUCGACGCCUGGGGCUUGCACUCAUCCCUCUCCGUCCUCGCGACCCGUCCCUCGACCCUCUCUGUCCACCGCUACGACGGCGCCCGCCUCCUCGCCCACGAGCCGCGGCUCCAGGAAACCAUCCAGUCCCGCUACGGCCACCCCUUUUGGGGGCUCCACCGCGUCGAGCUCCAGCGUGCCCUCGUCGACCGCUGCACCGCCCUCGGCGUUGAGCUCCGUCUCUCCUCGCGCGUCCGCUCCGUGGACUUUGCGCGCGCCACCGUGACCCUCGACCACGAAGACCGCGAUGUCGCCACCGCCAUCGCCUCCGCUUCCAGACCCGGCUCCACGAUCGCCGGCGACGUCGUCGUCUGCGCCGACGGCAUGUGGUCAGCCACCCGCGCCCAGUUCCUCAACCGACCUUCGCCCCUGGCACUCACCGGCGACCUGGCGUUCCGGAUCGCGAUCCCGAUCGACUCCCUCAAGGGCCCCCACAAAGCCGAGCUCGAGGCUUUUAUAGAGUCCGAAACGGUCCACUUCUGGAUCGGCCCGCGGUCCCACGGCGUGUCUUACACUGUGAAACAAGGCCGCAUGCUCAAUCUGGGCCUGCUAUCCCCGGACAACCUCCCCGAGGGCGAGACAAAGGUCAUCGGUGACGUCGAGGAGAUGCGCUCCCUCUUCUCCGAUUGGGACCCCCUCCUCCGCAAGCUCCUGGACCAGGUUGAAAGCGUCCAUAAGUGGAAGCUCUGCUGGGUCGAGCCCCUCGACCAAUGGGCCAGCCCCGACGGUUUCUUCUUCAUGGCUGGAGACUGCUGCCACCCAAUGCUCCCCUACCUCGCGCAGGGCGCAAACUCGUCCCUGGAAGACGGUGCCGUGCUGGGCUACCUCCUCGGAAAGGUUGGCGGGCGCGGGACAAAGGAUGCGCAGCUCCCCGCCGCGGCGGCCAUGUACCAACGCCUCCGCAUGGGUCGCGGGCAGCGUAUCGUCAUGGAGUCUUUCCGACAGCGCGACGACUUCCACUUGCCCGACGGCCCAGAGCAGGAGCGCCGCGACGAGGUCAUGAUGGCGUCGCUGAGGCCGGGGGAGGAGCCGCAGCCCGGCUUCCCGUCACGAUGGACGUGCCCCGAGAUCCAGGGGUUUCUUUAUUCGUAUGAUGCAUACGCUGAGGCGGAGACGGCCUAUCGGCGAGACCCGUAUUAG
Messenger RNA from Colletotrichum higginsianum IMI 349063, 1452 nucleotides. RefSeq names its product FAD dependent oxidoreductase. Bases 1 to 1452 code for a protein of 483 amino acids. Gene Ontology annotation, biological process: secondary metabolite biosynthetic process. Lineage: Eukaryota; Fungi; Ascomycota; Sordariomycetes; Glomerellales; Glomerellaceae. The record is from RefSeq and is a predicted model, not a curated record. Gene Ontology annotation, molecular function: monooxygenase activity; FAD binding. The transcript has a single exon.